AUGCCGCCUCUUCACCCCUCUAGCGGAGCUGCAGGAGGCAGUGACAUGAAUCCUCCUUUCUCUUCUUCGUACAACCAAAACGCAGUUUCCUACGCUUCUCGUCCUUCCUCUUACAAUCCACAACCUUCGUCCUCUUACAAUCCACAACCUUCGUCCUCUUACAAUCCACAACCUUCGUCCUCUUACAAUCCACAACCUUCGUCCUCUUACAAUCCACAACCUUCGUCCUCUUACAAUCCACAACCUUCCUCCUCGUACAAUCCACAACCUUCCUCCUCGUACAAUCCACAACCUUCCUCCUCGUACAAUCCACAACCUUCCUCCUCUUACAAUCCACAACAUUCGUCCUCUUACAAUCCACAACAUUCGUCCUCUUACAAUCCACAACCUUCCUCCUCUUACAACGCACCUCCUUCCUCGUACAAUCAGCCUCCGUCUUCGUCUUAUCAACAGCCUUAUCCGCCUUCGUUUGCGUCCGAUCGUCCAUCCGGUCACGAUGCCGACUCGUCUUUUUCAGAAACCCCGCCCCCAGACUUCCCUCCGCAAGUCUCCUUCGCGUUCCUCGUGAAGUUUGCUGACAAGGCCUUCGGUCUCCAACGACAGAAGGGCGGCGUCUGUCCUUCUGCGCAGGAGCUGCUGCAACUCGUGGAUCCUGUCGAGCCUUGUCUCCUCUGCCUCGCCGCUCUCCACGCAAAAAACAAAACCAUCAUAACCGUUUCGGACGGGGUCAGUUGGUGUCGGAUCGCCUCCACGCAGCUUCCACCUCUCCCGCCAGGCGCUUCGGAGCCGCCGACUGAAGAGGGCCUUAACGCUGCCGCUCUCGCCCUUUCCGGCUGCGUGAUUCGUCUGGGAAAUAUCAGCAUCACCAGAACACCCCGAGGAAAGCACAUCAUUCUCGCUCGGGCCUUCCAAGUCAUUUCCCACAACUUCCAGGCAGUUGCGGAGCGACUGCAAACGCAAAGGCGACCGGAGGUGGUGUUUCCUUCUCUCCCAGAAGGAGGAGCGCCUCCUCCCUCUUCGCAUCAACCGCCUGCGCAUCAGCCUCCUCAUCAGCCUUCUCAUCCGCAGCCGCAUCCUCCUGUUUCUCGAGACGGCUGUAUAUCGGCAGAGACUCCGUUUCCGCAGCCGGCGGGUGAAUCCGAGGCAGCUACUGGAGCUCUCAGAGAUUCGCGGAACCUCGCAAGUGGACAGGAUCCGAGAGCCCCCGAGAAACAACUGCAGCCCGCAGGAGGCCUUCCUGGCCGCCAGGUGUAUGGACAGCACCCCCACGGCGGAGACAAUCAGGCAGGGCCGCAGAGACACCAGAGUGCGGCGAGUCACCGAAGUACACCCUAUCCAGUCCUCGGGCAGCCGCAACAAGGCCACCUCGGGCUGCGGCCGAUGGGGGCAGAAAGUUUCAUUCCUCUCAAAGAUUUAACGGCCUAUGUCGCCAAAUGGACGAUUAGGGCUCGCGUCGAUGUCAAGGGAGACAUUCGAAAAUACAACGGCGCCCGCGGGCCUGGACAGCUCUUCAAUGUCGAGUUGAAAGACAAAGACGGCGAAAUUCGAGCGACUUUUUUCAACUCCGCAGUCGACAAAUGGUACAAUGUCCUUCAAGAGGGAAAGGUUUACUAUUUUCGUGGAGGAUUAGUAAAGCCGAAGAACCCUCGUUUCAAUCAUACACGCCACGACUACGAGCUCACGUUUGACGAAAAAUCUUCGAUUGUCGAGGCGGAACCAGGCGCGGACAUCCCUUCCAUCUCCAGGGCAGACUUGGUGGACAUUCGCGGAAUCGAGGAGAAGGAGGUGAACUCGACAGUCAGUCUGAUUGCGAUCGUCCACGACUAUCGGCCUAUUCAAUCGAUUACCAUCAAGUCCACAGGCCAGCAGAAACCGAAGCGAGAUGUCUUUCUUGUCGACGAAGGCGGCCGCUCUCUCGCCCUCACGCUCUGGGGAGACAAAACAGAAACGAUUCCAGAGGACCAACUCAGUCAAAAACCAAUCGUUCUCUUCAAAUCUGUGAAGGUCGGAGACUGGAAUGGAAAGAAACUGGACUCGCAGGGCAACACGCGCAUUGAACUCUUCCCAGACGGCAACCGAUCCGCCGAGCUCCAAGACUGGUGGAACCGCGAAGGAAGUCAGCGUGGGAGUUUCGCCUCCAUUUCAGGCGGUGGGGGCUUGGGCGUCGGUCGCAAAGAAAUCCUAAAAUCUCUUGAACAAGUUGCACAAGAAGCGGCUCAGGCUGAAGCUUCCGUCCUCUCUGACAAAGGCGUCUACGCGACUUCCUGCGCCCUCCUAGAGCGCAUUGGAGACGACCGUUUUUCCUGGCCGGCGUGCCCCGACUGUCGGAAGAAGAUGAGCGAGGAGGUGACGGGUUGCUGGCAGUGUCCAAGUUGUCGAAAGCAAUGCGAGCAGCCGAACCACACGUACAUGCUGAACAUGUCGCUGAUGGAUUUAACGGGUUCGCUUCGGUGCAGCUGCAUGGGCGAGAAAGCUGAAGAAUUCAUGGGGAACACGAAGGCGGAAACGGUUCUUCUUCUCGCCGAACACAGAGCGCUCGAUGAACAGGGACGUUCCUUUCAAGACAUUUUCGCCGACGCAAAUCUAGAGGAGUGGAUCUUCCGCAUCUGUUCCAAGUACGACUCGUGGAUGGACGAAGUGUCGAUUAAACAGAGAGUCGUCGCGGCUGCGCCUCUGUUUCGGCGCGUGGGAGAACAGACGCAACAUCGUCUCGAUUUCGUCCGAACUGCUUUUCACCAUCUGAACAUUCCUUUCCCCUGA
Molecule: messenger RNA, 2760 nt
Organism: Neospora caninum
Lineage: Eukaryota; Apicomplexa; Conoidasida; Eucoccidiorida; Sarcocystidae
Exons: 15
Coding region: 1-2760 (919 amino acids)
Biological process (GO): DNA recombination; DNA replication; DNA repair
Cellular component (GO): nucleus
Molecular function (GO): DNA binding
Source: RefSeq, a predicted model, not a curated record